Messenger RNA from Strongylocentrotus purpuratus (purple sea urchin), 1481 nucleotides. RefSeq names its product aqualysin-1-like. The record is from RefSeq and is a predicted model, not a curated record. Lineage: Eukaryota; Metazoa; Echinodermata; Echinoidea; Camarodonta; Strongylocentrotidae. Gene Ontology annotation, biological process: proteolysis. Bases 72 to 1187 code for a protein of 371 amino acids. Gene Ontology annotation, molecular function: serine-type endopeptidase activity. The transcript has 9 exons.
UGGAUGAAAGAAAGAGCCAUCAUCAUUCUCAUCAUCGCUUGACUGUUUGGAAGGAAGACUGACCAUACAAGAUGAAAUUCCUAUUGCUGCUUACCCUUGCCGUGGCCGCUUACGCUGCUCAAGCCCCGUUCUACGACGCUGGUGAAAACGGCGUAAAGGGACGUUACAUCGUCGUUCUGCAGGAUGGUGUAGAUAUCGACGCAACUUUAGAGCGUUUAAUGACCCGUGUAGCUACAUCUGGUCUCUUCGCUUCUAUCAAAUCGAAAAUAUCUCUCAUCAAUGCUUUCGUAUCCGUUGUUCCCGAAGGAGGCCUUGAUAUUUUGCGUUCCCUGCCUGGUGUUGCCUAUGUAGAGGAAGAUGAGAUCAUCAAAGCUGACGCUGUCGAAUGGGGUCUUGAUCGCAUCGACCAGAGAAAUCUCCCUCUCGACGGGAAAAUGGACGUCGAUGGCACUGGUGCUGGAGCUCAUGUUUACGUAAUCGACUCUGGUAUCUAUACAGACCAUAACGACUUUGGUGGCCGUGCUAGUGUUGCUGCAGACUUCAUAGGUGGAGAUGGGCAAGAUUGCAAUGGACAUGGAACCCACUGUGCCGGUACUGCUGUAGGUAAUACAUAUGGUGUUGCUAAAAAGGCCUCCGUCUACGCACUCCGUACCCUCUCUUGCAGUGGCUCUGGCUAUAAAUCUGACAGCAUCUCAGCCCUUAAUUGGGUACGCGAUAAUGGGCAAAAGCCUGGUGUUGUUUCGAUGUCCCUCGGUGGCUCCGUGUCGACUUCACAAAAUACAGCUGUCAAGAAUUGUCGAAAUGCCGGCUAUGUUGUAGUUGUUUCAGCCGGCAAUGACGAUGGUGAUGCUUGCGACAAGUCACCCGCUUCUGCACCAGAGGCUAUCACCGUGGGUGCCACUGACAGUUCUGACAAAAGAUCUUACUUCUCGAACUGGGGCACAUGUGUUGAUAUCUUUGCUCCUGGUUCAUCCAUCAAAAGUUGCGGUAUUAGCUCCAAAUAUUCCACAAGCACAAAGAGCGGAACCAGCAUGUCAUGCCCUCAUGUUGCAGGUAUUGCUGCGGUAAUGUCUGCUUCAGAGAGUGAUUCUGAGAAAGUGUACGCUGCUAUCAUUAGUAACGCUUCCUCGGGCAAGGUUGAAGACCCUGAGACUGGCUCACCCAACCUCCUGGCUUACCUCGAUUAAAAAGGAGUUCCAAGAAACGAGAUCUUCUUUCAGCGAAAACCUAUCAAACAAAUAUUUUGAAUAUAGUGAAUUUAAACCUAAGCAUUUAUCCCAGUUGGUAGGGCUAUAUUGAAGCUCAUACACACAGAAAGGAUCAAUGUUAUGGUAUUUGGGAAUUAAUUUUGAACAUCUUAAUGCAUCUUAGGGAUAAUCACAUAACUAUUACUCCAAUCAGCUGUAUUAAAAUGGGUGGACAUUGUGGUCUGGUCCAGACAAUUUGAUUCCUUCUGAAGUUCAGAAAGUUUAGAAAAUCCU